Molecule: messenger RNA, 270 nt
Organism: Paramecium tetraurelia
Lineage: Eukaryota; Ciliophora; Oligohymenophorea; Peniculida; Parameciidae
Exons: 1
Source: RefSeq, a predicted model, not a curated record
AUGGAGAGUAUGAAAUAAGCUAAAGAAUAAUUGUAGGAUAAAGAAUUGAAUAAUAACCGAACCAUGAGAUCAAUAAGCGAUAAAAUCGAUGACUUUUUCGGUUGGCAACAUAAUUAUAAAUAAGACAGUUUAGUAAGAGGAAUUAUUCAUGGGUGUUAUCAUGGGUUGUGGGGUGUAUUAAAAUAUAUGGCAUCAAAUACAGUGGGAUCUUAAAGAGAGUUUAAAAGAGCAAAAGAUUAAUUUUAAAGGAAUGGAAGAGCUAGAGAAUGA